CACGAAACAUAUAUUAAACCAGGUUUAAGAAUACAGAUUAUCUUUAUCAGAAAAACCGGCCCUUAAUAAAUUUAAAGAUUCUAACUGUAAUAGUUUUCCAGUUGUAUAAAAGAGAAUAAAUGUAGCCUAUUGUACCUUCCAGAUAUAGGGGAACACACAGUGAAAAUAUGAAGAAGAUCUAUUUAGUAGUUUAGCCUACUAUAAGGUACAAACAAACAUACAUACAUUGAUUUUUAUACAUAUAUAAAUAGAUAUUAAGUUGUAUAUUGAGAAAAAGAACCAUUGCCUUGAAGAUGAUUCGAUAUUGAACUCUUCAAAUUUAUUCACAUUAAGUCGAAUCAAAUCAAACUCAUAAAAAGAUUAAAUAACAUAUACUUUACAAUGGAUUGUUCAAGUAAUUUAAGAAUCCUAAUAGUGGGUAAUGUUGUGGGAAAGACAACUCUAUUGAAAACCUAUUUAAAUAAAGAAUUUUAUGAAUCAUAUUAUGGCACAAUUGUACACCAAGAAUAUGUGUGCAACAUAACGGUUGAUGAUAAGGAAUAUACAUUGACUUUGGUAGAUACAGCUGGUCUAGAAGACUAUAAAAGAUUGAGACCCUUAGCAUAUCCCAAUACAGAUUGUUUAAUAUUAUGCUAUUCCAUUGCCGAUAUAAAUACCUAUGAAGAUAUAGAAAAAUACUGGUUGCCGGAACUUCGUAUGUAUUGUAAAGGUGUACCUUUUAUUUUGGUAGGAACUCAGCUAGAUUUGCGCAAUGUUAAUUCUGUUGAAAACUUAAAAUGUCUUACUGUGGAACAAGGAAUUACAUUAAAAGAUAAAAUUAAAGCUUCUUCAUUUGUCGAGUGUUCGUCCAAGGAUAUAAAUAGUCUAAAUAAAGUCAUCGAAGAAGCUGUAAGAGCUGCUGUUAACAAACCUAUUAAAAAAAGUAUCAUAAAGUCAUUGUUUUUUGGCAAGAAAUAAAGAAAAUUUUAAAAUUGUUAAA
Lucilia cuprina (Australian sheep blowfly) is the source of this 979-nucleotide messenger RNA. Its product is annotated as ras-like GTP-binding protein RhoL. Gene Ontology annotation, biological process: small GTPase-mediated signal transduction. The record is from RefSeq and is a predicted model, not a curated record. Bases 382 to 957 code for a protein of 191 amino acids. The transcript has 2 exons. Gene Ontology annotation, molecular function: GTP binding; GTPase activity. Lineage: Eukaryota; Metazoa; Arthropoda; Insecta; Diptera; Calliphoridae.